Owenia fusiformis is the source of this 1535-nucleotide messenger RNA. NCBI's taxonomy places the organism in Eukaryota, Metazoa, Annelida, Polychaeta, Sabellida, Oweniidae. The record is from the annotation of a GenBank genome assembly.
GGUGUUUUUACAAAUAUAAUAUAAAAGUGAGAUAAAGUUGAAUUAGUCAAAGCUCAUAAUCAAUAAUAGCUGUACAUCAAGAGGAAGGGGUAAGGUUCUGUUUGGCUCUCAAACCUUGACAAGAUGAAGUGUUCAUUGAGGAAAACUUUGGCAAUUCUAUCAUUUACAGCAAUUACAACAUUUUCUUGGUAUAGUGGAAAAAUAGGAUCAAAGAAAGUUCAAAACACUAAGAAACCCCAAAUUACCGUAAAAAUGUCUGCAGCCAAUGAACAGGAUAGCAUAAUAACUUACGAACAAUAUACAAGUAUUCCAGCCAAAAUUCUAGAAAAACAUUUUGCAGUCAAUGGGCAAUAUACUACAUUUAAUACUGACAUUGUUGUGUAUAACCGUCUUGCAAAAUGUGGGAGUACAACACUAUUCAGGAUAGUACAGCAGGUUUCAAGUGAUAAUAACUUCACUUUUGUUAUGGAUCAUAAUGAUAGUAGCACUGUAAACUUCAAUGAUAAACAGAUUGUAAAUUAUAUAGACUCCUUUUCCAAACCAGUAUUUUAUGUUCGGCACAUGUCGUUCGUUAAUUUUACAGCAUUUGGAAAACAACAUCCAGUAUAUAUCCAAAUGCUAAGAGAUCCUGUGGAAAGAGUUAUAUCUGGUUAUUACUACUAUGAUUUCCAUUUUGGCCACCACAAAGGCAUACGGCUAGAGAAAUGUCUAGUUUACAAUAUGAAAUGUGGUCUGUUGAAACCUGGUGAUAUGCGGAACCAAUUCUGUGAUAGACAGACUAGAAAAAUGAACAAAUGCACGAUUGAACAUGUGAAACGCAUAAUCGAGAAGGACUAUAUUUUUGUUGGCAUUACUGAACAUUUUUCAGAAUCAAUCAAAGCAUUCGCCAAACUACUACCAAAAUAUUUUCCAGAGAAUGCAACAAUUGCAAUACAAAAUUCGGCAAAAGAAGCGAGGGGAUCAAGUAACCUGAGACCCCCAGAUAGAAUUAUGAAUUUUUUGGCGAAAAGAUACGAAAUAGACUAUGAGGUGUACAAUUUUGCAAAACAACACUUCUAUAAAAGAUUAAGCGAAAUGGGUAUAUCUUAUGGUAGGAAGGUACAAUGAUUCAAACCAACCAAUGUAUCCUCUUAUGUAGAUGUCCUACAUUACAGGACAAAAGGAUUUGGUUUAUUAAUACCCCCUAAGAUUCCAACCUCAAUACUCAUUAGGAAUUAAAUUGCUCUUCUAAAGUGUGAGGCUCUGUUUGGUCUCAAACUGUGACAAGAUGAAGGGUUCAAUAAGGAAAAUGGAGGCAAUUCUAUCAUUAACAGCAAUUACUUUUAUAACGUUUUCUUUGUAUACUGGAAAAACUUGAAUAAAAUAAGAGAACAGAAAAGGUCUGCUAAAAGAGGAUCACAAUCUGUUCCAAUUGCUUUUCCUACAUUUUGACUUAAAACUACACUUCUAAACUUUAUAGUGGUGGGGCCAAACUCGAGUCAGAAAUUGCAGGAGAACCUUGGACUUGAGUAAUUUCGGGUUGCAGGAGAAAAAAU